AUGACUGGAGUAGACAUCCACCUUGAUUGGACCCCUGGACAUGUUGGUAUAAGUGGGAAUGAGACAUCAGACAGACUGGCCAAAGUUGUAGCUAUAGAAGCAGAAAGCAUGACAGAUGAUGAGAUAGUUACAAAGCACAACAAUAUCUUGGACACAGAACAAGAAGGUUUCCGAAAGUUCAGAAACACAACACAUGCGUUGCUGAGACUGGUACAGUGCUGUAUUGAUGGGUUCAACAAGAAACAAAUGACCCUGGCAGUAUUCUUAGACAUGGAAAAAGCUUUUGACAGUGUGUGGAGGGACGGUCUAAGAGUCAAGUUACACAGACUAGGUAUAACAGGAAAGAUCUGGUCAUGGAUAGACAACUUUCUGGUAAAUAGAAAAGGAAAAUGUCUUAUUGAAAACAGAUUAGGAGAAGAAUUCUCAACUAAGAUUGGUCUCCCGCAAGGUUCUGUGCUGUCUCCCCUACUAUUCAACAUCUUCGUGGUAGAUGUCUUCCAGAAUAUAUCAAGCAACAAGGUCAAAUUUGCAGAUGAUGGCACAUUAUGGCAGACCGGAAGUGAUCUACAGGACUUGACAGAAACAGUAAAUGCUGAUCUUGAGGUUAUUGCAAAGUGGACUUACAAAUGGAGGAUGAAACUUAAUGUUGACAAGUCAGAAUACUGCAUCUUUUCCAAAUCCAAAGACAGUCUGCCAGACACAAAACUAGUAAUAGAUUCCAAAAUUAUCAAAAGAACACAAACCCCAAAACUUUUAGGAGUCACAUUAGACAGUGAACUAUGUUUUAAGAAACACAUUGAAGAUGUAGAAAAAAGAGGAUCAAGAGCCUUAUCUAUUCUUCAUACAGUCUCCAGAACAGAAAAGAUCAGUGUAAAGAAUAUGCUGCAAUUGUACAAAUCCAUAGUGCUGCCUCAACUUGAGUAUGCGUCAACUGUUUGGCAAAUAGGUAACUGUCAACCACUAGAAACGGUCCAAAGAAAAGGGUUGUCCAUGUGUCUGGGCCUACCAAGUACGUCCAGCAGGGAUGUUGCUGAUGUUCUUUCUGGUACGUUACCGCUUGAUUUGCGCAGAGAAGAGUUGAGUAUACGUGAAGCCGGAAAAUUGCUUGCAAAAAAUAGAGACCAUCUUACAGCCAACAGACUAAAGGAAAUCAAGGACAGUUUCACUCAUGAAAAAUAUACAUCCCCUCUUGGUAAAAUGGUAGUUCAGAUAGAUGACAUGGGUUCUCUUACAGAAAUAAACCUUAAAUCAAUUGAACCAGAGUUCUCAUACUUGGAGUACCUUCAACCUACAAGAUCUAGACCAGAGUACUGGAACAACAUGGGCUCCUCCAAGUCAAGAAGCAAAAAACAAGAAGAUGAGGCUAAGGCAAUGAUAACCGCCGUGAUAGAAGAUACCGAUGACAAGUCAAUGGUAGCAUUUACAGAUGGCUCAUGUAGAGGAAACCCUGGACCCUGUGGCUCAGGAGCCUUUGUUCUCCUGCCAUAUGGGGAGACAGUAGAGUUGAAACAGCCAGUUUCCAAACACUCUUCAAUACUGGUUGGUGAACUGGUUGCAAUUAAGAUAACGCUGGUCCUUGUCACAGAGGAAAUCAAAAAGCGGCAGAUACAAAAAGUAAAGAUCCUGAGUGAUAGUCAGUCGGCAGUGGGAAUCCUAUCAUUAGGCUGGGAGAACAAUUCACAUCCCCACCUUUGCUCCGAAAUACGCCAACUAUGGAGGCAAGUGGAGGAAACCGGCUGCAAAAUAGACCUCCAGUGGACACCAGGGCAUGCUAACAUACAUGGAAAUGACAAAGCUGACGCCCUUGCUAAAGAAGCAGCCAAGGAGGCUGAAGACAUGGAGGCAGAGGAGUUUGAUCAGCCCACCAGUCAGACAGAGAUACGUGCUGCAGCAUCCCUGGCUACCUGUGACAAGUGGCAACGUAGAUGGGAAAUUUCAGAAAGUGGGCGAACUCUUUUCCAGUACCAACCAAAAGUCAACCGCAACAAAGUAAACUUUGAUGGUCUACCACAUCAAAGAAGCAUAUUAGCGCUACAGAGUGGGUACUGUUUGAAGGACUACAAUUACAAAGUUGGUUUGACUGACUGUCCAUACUGCGAAUGUGGAAGUCGUGAGACAGUGGAGCACUUUUACUGUGAGUGCCCUUUAUACACCAGUGCAAGAGAGAAGGCAAAGAAAGAGAUGUUCCUCUUGACGGGUAUACCAGUCUUCAGUGAGAAGCCUUUCCUAACCAUUGAUGAAAAUGACCCCUACAAAGAAUGGCGACGGGCGAUCAACAAUGAACUGAAUGACUUUAUUGAAGCCACCAAGCGUUUUGGAACCCGUGGUCCGAGAAAGUUUCUCGCGUAA
Molecule: messenger RNA, 2349 nt
Organism: Mercenaria mercenaria
Lineage: Eukaryota; Metazoa; Mollusca; Bivalvia; Venerida; Veneridae
Exons: 2
Coding region: 1-2349 (782 amino acids)
Molecular function (GO): nucleic acid binding; RNA-DNA hybrid ribonuclease activity
Source: RefSeq, a predicted model, not a curated record